Williopsis jadinii is the source of this 1114-nucleotide messenger RNA. It is a transcript of the gene BNA7, whose product is annotated as arylformamidase. The transcript has a single exon. Gene Ontology annotation, molecular function: hydrolase activity. Bases 177 to 878 code for a protein of 233 amino acids. NCBI's taxonomy places the organism in Eukaryota, Fungi, Ascomycota, Saccharomycetes, Phaffomycetales, Wickerhamomycetaceae. The record is from RefSeq and is a predicted model, not a curated record.
UGGGGCUCAGCACCUGGUUGAUUUUCCCCUUCCAGUAGACAAAACCGCAGGCAACAAAAAGCUGUCACUUUUCAGUGUUUUUCCCGCUUUUUCGCUGUCCUUUGUAGGCUGUUGAUGCUGUUCUUGCUCUUAUCAGAAGGCUCGGAGUUGCUGAGUUGUUGAGGUAAGCAGAGCCGAUGAACGAGCCCCAGAUCAUCAAAUAUGGCCCUCUGGGACACGAAAUGGUGGCGAUAUACGAGUAUCUGCCUCCGUUCAGCGAGGAGACCAAGAUUGCACCGUUGAUAUUCAUCCACGGCGGAGCAUGGAGAGACCCUACAAACACUUUCAGAGAUGCCGAUGCACUGCACAGGGAGCUCAACAGGGUGAUUACGCUCUGUUCUGUUGAGUAUCGACUCAGUGACCAGGUGAAGGACGGUGGCUUUGCCCAAGACGUGGUGGGCGGUGUUGAGCGGAUCAUCCAGGAGCUGGGGGCCACCAAAGUGUCGCUACUGGGCCAUUCAGUUGGUGCAACGAUCGCCUUACAGUGCUGUAUCAGCCAUGGAAUCGCUGUUGACAAGCUGUACCUGGUGGAGGGGAUUUACGACUUGAAGACUCUCGUGCAGGAGUACCCUGAGUACGAAGGCUUCGUUAGCGAGGCACACGACGAUUACACCAGCACAGUCUUGGACAUAUCCAAAUUGGACAGCAGUAUAGAGGUGCAUGUGAUUCAGAGCUAUGAGGAUGAGCUGCUCAGCCCGACACAGACGAACUGGCUUACAACUCAGUUACAGCAGAAUGGUAUUGAAUACUGUCUAUACAUGGCACACAUGGGGGAGCAUAACCAAGUGUACUUGAAACCAGACAAGUUGACCAGUUACAUCAACAAAACCUAUAUAUAGGGAACAGAGAACUGGCUGUUACGCUCAACCAGUCUUGAAGAUCAAAAAGGCGUAUGGGCCGAUGUAGAAAUAGAGAAAGAAGCCCGAUUCGUGCGUGACAUACGAACCAAAGUUCUUCCCGACAAUGACAUGCCAUGUGUGUCCGUGAGUCUUAUCCAGCUCCUUCUUAAUCUGCCCAGCAACAUCCUUCUCCAAAUCAUUCUCUUCUAGCGCCUUAGCGGCAAUCUCGAGUACUU